Hyla sarda is the source of this 2990-nucleotide messenger RNA. RefSeq names its product FCH and double SH3 domains 1 (gene FCHSD1). The record is from RefSeq and is a predicted model, not a curated record. Gene Ontology annotation, molecular function: protein binding. The transcript is spliced from 21 exons. Bases 509 to 2467 code for a protein of 652 amino acids. Gene Ontology annotation, biological process: regulation of actin filament polymerization; neuromuscular synaptic transmission. Gene Ontology annotation, cellular component: neuromuscular junction; recycling endosome. NCBI's taxonomy places the organism in Eukaryota, Metazoa, Chordata, Amphibia, Anura, Hylidae.
UGUCAAUAAGGGGGUGUGGUAAACGGUGUCGCGGGGCGAGGCUUGUCCGUGGUGCUACACGGUGUGGGCGGGGCCUGCUGUGAUGGGGCGGGGCGCUGGCGGAGGUGAGCUGAGUUCCGGGCUGGUUCUACCUUGUCCGGACUACACAGGAGCAGCCGUCAGGAUGCAGCCUCCUCCCAGGAAAGUGAAAGUUACACAGGAGGUGAAGGUCCGAUUUGUGGAGCAGCUAUCGAGUCUGCAGAACAAGCAGCAGCAAGACACCGAACUCCUAGAAGACAUCAGGCGGUGAUCUCUGCGGCAUUAUUGGAACACUAGACGGUGUAGUUUAGGAUUAAAGACGAUGAGACUCUGAGGACAGGAGAUCCCAUAAGCUCCUGACUGCGCUGGUCUGACGCUGCACCAGGCCCUGCUUUAAGGUAGAUUAGAUCGCCCAUCACCCAGGAGUCUAUGAUGGUGUCAGUAACGUCAAGGUCCUUCUGCAAGCAGCGUGCAGCCAUUGAAAAGGAGUAUGGUCAGGCUUUACAGAGGCUGGCGAGUCAAUACCUUAAGAGAGACUGGCAUCGUGGCAAGAAUGAAUCCAGCGAAUGCAGGUAGGAGUGUGUUUUCUGUGUGGAAAUCUAUGAUGGAGGGAACAGCAUUUAUAGGACAAACCCGAGUCACAGCUGCAGAGAAUUAUAGAAACUUGACAACGGAAACAGCCAAAACGGCCAGAGUCGCAAAGGAACAGCUCUUGAAAAAAAGCAUAGAGCAGCUCCUGAAGGUUCAGAAUGAAUUACUGGACACGGUGAAAGAAGUCAGCAAAACCAAGAAGCGUUACGUCCACAUGGAACGUGUCAGUGAAGUGGCGAAAGAGAAGGCCGCGGACGCCGAGGCCAGGUUAAAGAAGAGCGACCAUGGUAUCUUUCACUCCAAAGCGAGUCUGCAGAAGCUCAGUGCCAAGUUCUCAGCCCAGUUGUCGGAUUGCACGCAGCAGCUGGCAGAGGCCCGGAAUGAAUACCUUUUUGCCCUAUCUGCUGCCAAUGCCCAUCUCAAUCUUUACUACCUGUCUCACCUGCCCAACAUCAUGAAGGUACUGGACGGAGAUCUUUACGAGCGGCUGAGAGAUUAUCUUUUACUGAUCAAUAAGACUGAACUCAAUACCUGCCGAUCCACACAAGAACGAAUCCGAGACACCCUGGAGGCGUCUCUUCAGGUUUCCCGGCAGCAGAACCUACUGCUCUUCUUGAAAGAUACCAAUGUAUUUAACAUGACACCCAUUCAGCAAUUCCAGCCUGUGGGGGCGGACAAGAUCCUAAAGCUAGUGACCCUUGUUAAAGCACCAGAUGAAAUGAAUGUCUUGGAUAAGGAGGCACGAAGAUGGACGAGCAGAUCUGCCAGAGAUUAUAAACUGAAGACUCAUGGAGAAAGGGUCCUUCAAAGAUUGGAAGACAGACGGAAGACUGCCUCUGAGGAGGAGGUCCUCAGUGUUGUCCAGAAGAUGGAAGAAGUAAAAGAAAGCGUGCGAAAAGCUGAGGUCAGCAAGGUAAAAGCCGACGCUCGCGUAGAGCUGCUGCGCCAGGUGGGGGUGGAUGUAGACACCUGGCUAUCUGGUGCCAUGACACAAGCCAAUGAAGAACUAGAACAAGAGAGGCGUCUGAGCGAGGCCCGUAUGUCUAAUGGAGAGCUGUCUCCCUCUAUGGAAGACUUUGAUUUCUCAGAGUUUGAAGAUAUGGACGAUAGCGGUGAAAUAUUUGAAGAAUCCCCUCUUAGCCUGAGCGGCAACCGCUCGUACCCCACACCUUGUCACGUGCUAUAUAACUAUAAGGGAGCCCAGGCGGAUGAACUGACCAUCACUCAAGGGGAAAGACUGGAGGUCAUAGAGGACGGCGAUGUGGAGGAGUGGGUGAAGGCUCGGAACAAAAAUGGACAAGUUGGUUAUGUCCCAGAAAAGUACAUUACUUACAUUAACCAGAGGGUUGCGGAAUCUUUCGGUGCUGGUCACAUGGAAGGGCUUUCUGGAGCACAGUCCCUCUCUGGGAUUCUGGAGCUGGAUCGUUCUGAUGCUGGCGUGUCUCUUGCUAGAGCUCUUUAUGACUACGAAGGUCAGAGUGAAGAAGAGCUCACGUUUCCUGAAGGAGCCAUUAUCCAAAUUAUUCGUAGGGAAGAAGGCGGCAUCGAUGAUGGCUUUUGGAAAGGAGAAUUCAAUGGCCGGGUUGGAGUCUUUCCCUCACUUGUCGUUGAAGAAUUAACUGGAGAUGAUCCAGACUCUCAGGAGGACCUCCCGUCCCCAGCACCACCUCCAUUCCUACCCCCCAUGCUUUCUCCACUGUCUAACCAAAGACUGUCAGCCAGCGAUGCAGACUCCAGACAGAACGGUUCAGGGAGCGCUCACAGCUCUCCAGACUUUGCAGCGACACGCUUGAGACCAAUGCGGGCAGCGCCUCCACCUCCGACAAAAGGAACCGAGAGUACGUCAUCUGAUCACUGAUCCCCAGAGGAAGGCAGCUGCUGCAUGUUUUAUUAACCCCUGCUGGACAGGCACGCAGCUCUCGUUCAGAAGAUGCUGGUGCGAUGCAGUCUUGUGCAGCCAUUCAGACUCGGAAAGAACCUUCUUGAGAUUACCAAAGAGACUGACAUUUCCUUAAAGAGACAGUAUUCCAUGAGAUGUGGCCCUAUGUUAAUAUUUAAUGGAUUGCUGUAAAGAACUUUCUUUUUAAAAUGCAAUCUUUGCACUUUUAGUAUAUUGUAAGGGAUUGUAUUACAUAUGUUAAUAUAAAAUUAUAUUGUUCUUCAAGGGCUUUGUGUAAAGACAGAUAUAGAGUAAAAUAAAGCUGCUUCAUGGGACAGCAAUAAUCUUUGAUGCCGUUUUCUAUUGAUUUUUGGUCAUUUCUUUAUUCAUGGAAACUGAGUCAUUUCCUUAAUAUAUAAUGGGGCAGAUUUAUCAAAACCUGUGCAGAGGAAAAGUUGCCCAUAGCAACCAAUCACUUCUUCCUUCUUUCAUUUUUAACCCC